CCCUCCAUCCUCGUGAUUCACGUCUGUUCCUAGGCUGGACUUUUGUCCGUCUUGGCCGGGGCCUGGUUGGGGAUGUUGGGAGAACCAGGCCAGGCCUGGCGGGCGCCGUGGGGUGACUGAGGUCCCGUGCUACUUCGUGGACUGUAACUUCCCACCCCGCUAUCCCCCCAGGGGAAUGGGGCAUCGCAAGCACCUCCUCUCUUAGUGGGUGUUACCAGGAACCACACACACCCAUCAUUGUGUGACCGGUGGAGGAGGUAACAGUCCCCCUCCUACAGGUGGAGAGAGAGUCAGCGAAGAAGGCACAGCCAGCUUAGCCAGCACGGCCAGCAGGCGCCGUUUAAACUGUGAGGACAGAUUGCAGAACGUACCCUUGGUGACAGCAGAGUGACACACCGGUUCUGUCAUUGUUGGAUCCUGAGACAAAAGGGAAAAUGGCUUCCCAUGACCAAAAGGCCGUCACUCGCAGAGCCAAAGUGGCUCCCACCAAGAGGAUGAGCAGGUUCCUGAAGCACUUCACAGUGGUUGGGGAUGACUACCACACAUGGAACAUCAACUACAAGAAGUGGGAGAAUGAAGAGGACGAGGAGGAACCAGCCCCCACAUCGGCCCAAGGCGAAGGCAGUGCCGUGGGUGCAGAUGCUGAGGCUGGCCCUGUCCCCACACCCAAGCCGACCCUGGACUUUAGGAACAGGCUGAGGAAACUCUUCAGCUUGCACAGGUUUCAGGUUGUCAUCAUCUGCCUAGUGAUCCUGGAUGCCCUCCUGGUACUUGCUGAGCUCCUUCUGGAUCUCAAGAUCAUUGAGCUAGAUGAGAAACACUACGCAGUCAAGGUGUUCCACUACAUGAGCUUUGCCAUCCUGGCCUUCUUCAUGCUGGAGAUUUUCUUUAAAAUCUUUGUCUUCCGCUUGGAGUUCUUCCACCAUAAGUUUGAGAUCCUGGAUGCCAUUGUGGUGGUGGUGUCGUUCGUCCUCGACCUUGUCCUCCUGUUUAAGAAGCACCAGUUUGAAGCUCUUGGCCUGCUGAUCCUGCUGCGGCUCUGGCGGGUGGCCCGGAUCAUCAAUGGCAUCGUCAUCUCAGUGAAGACACGCUCAGAACGGCAGAUCUUAAGGUUAAAGCAGAUAAACAUUCAACUGGCCACCAAGAUCCAGCACCUGGAAUUCAGCUGCUCUGAGAAGGAACAAGAAAUUGAGAGACUCAACAAGCUGUUGCGACAGAAUGGACUGCUUGGGGAUGGGAACUAGCCUUCCAGAAGCUCUAUCCUAGAGAAGCUGGGUGGUGGCCAGAGAGCAACUGUGUGCUGCCAAGUCCAGUCCUCAUCUUUGCCUUGGCUUGCGCUUCCUGGAUGCUGGGGACACAUCUUUGUCAGCUCUGCUGCCUCUUCGGUGUGACCUAGAGCCACCUGUCCACGCCCUCCUCCUGCAGCAAAGGAAUCAUAACCACCUUUUCUUAGCCGGACUCUGCUGUUG
Molecule: messenger RNA, 1469 nt
Organism: Myodes glareolus (Bank vole)
Lineage: Eukaryota; Metazoa; Chordata; Mammalia; Rodentia; Cricetidae
Gene: Hvcn1
Product: hydrogen voltage gated channel 1
Biological process (GO): proton transmembrane transport
Cellular component (GO): plasma membrane
Molecular function (GO): voltage-gated proton channel activity
Source: RefSeq, a predicted model, not a curated record